AUCGUCGUCGUCGUCGUCAUCAUCGUCGCCAUCGCCAGAGAGAGAAGAGAGAGAGAGAGAGAGAGAGAGAGAGAGAGAGAAUGAAUCUGGAAACCGGAGCCCACGCGGACCCGACCCGGAACCCGGAUCCGGAGCCCGGCAAUGCCGGCGGCGGCGGCGGCGGGGACGCCCGGCAGCUCUUCUUCUUCGACGACGGCGACGACAGCAACUGCUCCACACCUUACGUCAGCGCCCCGUCCAGCCCCGGCCGGGGCGGCUCCGGGCCCGCCGCCGGGUACUUCUACAGCGCGCCCGCCAGCCCCAUGCACUUCGUGCUCUCGUCGUCGUCGUCGUCGUCGGCGAUGGGGCUGGCGGCGCAGCCCCGCGCGUCCGAGAGCUCCGUGUCGUACGAGUUCGAGUUCUCGUCCCGGUUCGGGUCGCCGGGGUCGGGCCAUCCCGGGCCGAUGAGCUCGGCGGACGAGCUGUUCUUGAACGGACAGAUCCGGCCCAUGAAGCUGUCGACCCACCUGGAGCGGCCGCAGGUCCUCGCCCCGCUGCCGGAUCUCGACGACGAGGAGCGAGGGCGGGAGGGGAGCGACAGUGGCGGGGGCUUCAGGGGCAGGGAUCUGAGGCUGAGGGACAAGUCGGUCCGCCGGAGGACGAGGUCCAUGUCGCCGCUUAGGAACAUGCCGUUCGAGUGGAACGAUGAAGAAGAGGAGGAGGAGGAAGACGGCAGCAGCGGCAGAGGAAGUAAGCUCGGCGGCAAGUCAGGGGAGAAAGCGGAGAAUCUCGACGAGGAGCAAGGCGACGCUUCGAAGGUGGAGUCCUUGUCCUCCGAAACGACGCCGUCGGUCUCGGCUUCGUCCUCGAGGUCGUCGUCGGCUGGUCGGAGCUCGAAGAGGUGGGUGUUCCUGAAGGAUUUUCUGAGAAGCAAGAGCGAAGGGAGAAGCAACAACAAGUUCUGGAACACGCUCUCGUUCUCGCCGGUCAAGGAGAAGAGAGACAAAGAGAGACCCGCCAGCACCGUCUCAUCUUCGACCUCGAAACCGAGUAAAGUCCCGAGCUUGUCUUCGGCAUUUGGGGUCGCCGGAAGCUUUCUCGACGCCGAGAAAACCAAGAAAGGCGGUAGCGGCGGCGGCGGUUCCGGGAAAAGAUCAGGUGGGAAGAGGCCGGUGAACGGGUCGUCAGCCGGGAAGAGGAGGGUCCCGCCAUCGCCGCACGAGCUGCAUUACACGGCGAACAGGGCCCAGAGCGAAGAGAUGAGGAAGAAGACAUUCUUGCCUUACAGGCAAGGCCUGCUCGGUUGCUUGGGGUUUAGCUCGAAGGGCUAUGGUGCCAUGAACGGAUUCGCUAGAGCUCUGAACCCCGUUUCUUCCAGGUAAAAAAAAAAAAAGGAAAAAAGAAGAAGAAGAAGAGACUGUGGUGUUUACUGUUAGGUUUCUCAUAAUAAACUGUAUAGAUCUGGGCUUUUUUCCUUUUUACUUUGGUCUCUUUUUGUUUAGCUUUCUUUUGGAUCAAAGAUUUGAUGGGUCAUUAGUCUACUUAUGGUGACCCCUCUCUGUUGAUGAGCCUUCUCUUCCUGUUUACUAGAGAAGAAGAAGAUGUUUGCCUCAGAUUAUUAUUUGGGGCUUAUAUUCUAUAUAUGAUGAUUUGUGUCCCCAGUUACCUUGCAUCAAACUGUUUUAUUCAGUGUAAAAUUCCUCUCUUUACUGUCC
Messenger RNA from Syzygium oleosum, 1694 nucleotides. RefSeq lists its product as uncharacterized. The record is from RefSeq and is a predicted model, not a curated record. NCBI's taxonomy places the organism in Eukaryota, Viridiplantae, Streptophyta, Magnoliopsida, Myrtales, Myrtaceae. The transcript has a single exon. The coding region runs from base 81 to 1361 and encodes 426 amino acids.